Molecule: messenger RNA, 2933 nt
Organism: Nelumbo nucifera (sacred lotus)
Lineage: Eukaryota; Viridiplantae; Streptophyta; Magnoliopsida; Proteales; Nelumbonaceae
Product: phosphate transporter PHO1 homolog 3-like
Biological process (GO): cellular response to phosphate starvation; phosphate ion transport
Cellular component (GO): cytoplasm; plasma membrane; Golgi apparatus
Molecular function (GO): phosphate transmembrane transporter activity; inositol hexakisphosphate binding
Source: RefSeq, a predicted model, not a curated record
UGGUUCAAUAAUACGGAAGUCAUUGCAUUAACGUCAUCUGCCGCUUGAAGUUGAACCUCCGUGCUGUUUUGUCAACAUACAUGACCAGGUCUUCGUUCAGGUUGAGCCACCCAACUUUUUCAACCAUGAAAAGGAGAGCUGAUCAGCUCAAAACCCUGCUUCUCGACGCCUCCCAUUUUAUUAUAUAUCCUUCUCCAACAAUACCCUUCUCUCAUAGCAGUUUUACGUGUUCAUGUUUAUCCUCUCUUACCCUCGAUCGCCCACCUGUGAGAGUAGCAGAGCAGAAAGUCGAUGAAGUUAGCCUAUUGAAUAAGUGUCUUCAAUUUCUUUUCUUUUGCAUUCCAUCCAUCCAUCCGUCAAAUAGUUCAUAGAAACAUUGGUUCUUUCGCAGCAGAAACAGGAAAAAGAUGAAGUUCGGGAAGGAGUUUGCCUCCCAAAUGGUCCCAGAGUGGCAGGAGGCCUACAUGGACUACGAUUAUCUCAAGACUUUACUAAAAGAUAUUCAACGUUUCAAGGAAAGAACUAGGCCUCCGGCAAGCGCCCGGCCUGGAUUAAACCGUAUGUCGACAAUGUACAGAGCCUUCAGCGGCCUAACGCAAAGGUACAACAACCUCAAGAGCCCCAUCCACAGGGACGUUGAAGAUCAAGUGAUACUUGUGAAAUCGGUUCAGGAGGGAUCAGACGGCUAUUAUAAGUCUAAUUUUCUCAUGUCCACCGAUGAAGGUGGAGAGUACGAGCUCGUCUACUUCAAAAGGCUUGACGACGAACUGAACAAGGUAAACAAGUUUUACAAGUCCAGAGUGGAGGAGGUGAUGAAGGAGGCGGACAUGCUGAACAAACAGAUGGAUGCACUGAUAGGAUUCCGGAUUAAGGUGGAAAAUCCCCCGGCGGGGAUGCUCGAUGGGUCAGCCGAGAUGGCUCGUCUUGCUUCUGAUAUUGCUACCUCUGCGGCGGCGGUGACGGCCUCCACCCCAUCUGGCGCUAGAGCCAGCACAAAGCACAUGGGUGCAAUACAAGAAGUCGAGCUGAGCAACAGAGAGGGUUCAGACGAUUCCGGUGGGUACAAUGAAAUCAGAACCAUCAAUAAUACUGUACAUGAAGUGAAACCCAACAAAAAGAAAGCCAGUAGACCAGCUCCAUUAGAUGUUCUUAACCGUGUAAACAUAAACAACACACUCGAGACCCCGCGCUCCACCAUAAAAGGCUUCCUCAAGGUUUCCAAAAACACAGAUUUGAGUUUCAGUAAAGAGAAUCUGAAGAAAAUUGAACAACAACUGAAGCGAGCGUUUGCCGAAUUCUAUCAGAAGCUUCGGCUUCUAAAAAGCUACAGCUUUAUGAAUCUCUUGGCAUUCUCGAAGAUAAUGAAGAAAUAUGACAAGAUUACUUCACGUGGUGCAUCAAAAGCUUACCUGAACAUGGUGGACACGUCCUAUUUCGGCAGCUCCGAUGAGGUUACUAGGGUCAUGGAGAGGGUUGAGGCCACAUUCAUCAAGCACUUCUCCAACUCAAACCGUACAAAAGGAAUACGCUUCUUAAGACCAAAAGCAAAGAAAGAAAGGCAUAGAGUUACAUUUUCCAUGGGUUUUUUUGCUGGUUGCACAGCAGCUCUACUGGUGGCUCUUAUUUUAAUUAUCCGUGCUCGAAAGAUUCUAGACAAGGAUGGGAGUACACAGUACAUGGAAAAUUUGUUUCCACUUUACAGCUUGUUUGGAUUCAUUGUCCUGCACAUGAUAAUGUAUGCUGUCAAUAUCUACUUCUGGAGACGCUACCGUGUGAAUUAUCCAUUUAUAUUUGGAUUCAAGCCAGGAACAGAGUUGGGCUUCCGUGAAGUUUCCCUAGUCAGCACGGUUCUUGGGGCACUAGCACUCGGCAGUGUUCUCUCAAACCUGGACAUGGAGAUGGAUCCAAAAACUAAAGACUACAAGGCUUUCACUGAACUGCUCCCUCUGGGAUUACUCACUCUCAUAAUUGUGAUCUUAUUUUGCCCCUUCAACAUCAUAUAUCGCUCAAGUCGCUACUUCCUCCUACAAUGUGCAUUCCAUUGUCUUUGUGCUCCUCUGUACAAGGUUAGCCUCCCGGAUUUUUUCUUGGCAGAUCAGCUAACCAGCCAGGUCCAAGCCAUUAGAAGCCUGGAGUUCUAUAUCUGCUACUAUGGUUGGGGAGACUACAAACACAGAAUCAACACUUGUAAAACAAGUGGAGUGUACAACACUUUCUAUUUCAUUAUAGCAGUGAUACCUUAUUGGUCCCGCUUCCUUCAAUGUCUUCGACGUUUGUACGAAGAAAGGGACCCAAUGCAGGGAUACAACGGGCUGAAAUACUUCUCAACAAUCGUGGCCGUUGUUAUGAGGACAGCUUACGGUCUAGACAAGGGAAAGGGUUGGAGGGUGAUGGCCGGGAUCACGUCGGCCAUUGCAGCAAUCACUAGCACAUACUGGGACCUUGUUGUCGAUUGGGGGCUUCUACAGCGCCAAUCUAAGAAUCGUUGGUUGAGAGACAAGCUCCUGAUCAAACAAAAAAGCGUAUACUUCGUAGCCAUGAUACUGAAUAUCUUGCUGAGAUUUGCAUGGUUGCAAACGGUGUUGGACUUUAAGGUGUCAUUCCUACACAGAGAAGCUUUGAUUGCAAUAGUCGCAAGCCUGGAGAUCAUUCGUCGUGGCAUUUGGAAUUUCUUCAGGUUGGAGAAUGAACAUUUGAAUAAUGUGGGAAAAUACCGUGCAUUCAAGUCAGUACCUCUCCCUUUCAACUACGAUGAAAAUGAUGAUGAUGACGAGGAAGAGAAAGACGAGUAAGCAUGCAUUUGCAUGAAUGAGAAUGGCAGAAUAAGGAAACGAUAUGUACUUACUUCACACUACAACAAUUUCUAUCUGCCAAAUUUUUGUAAAAAUUAUCAAAUACAACUAAUAUAUUGAAUUGCAGCGAGUUCAAAUGCA